AUAUCUAAUGUUGUUUCACUUUCGAUCUUUCACACUUUCCCAUUUCAGUUAUUAGGCUUGGAAAAUUUUUCAUCGACGGAAUUCUUUCUCCACUAUAAUCAAACUCACAUGCAAAGCUAUUUGAAUCUUUACAAAGCUGAUAAAGACGCAGAGAAUUUGUCAAACAACAAUGUUUUAUUGCAAGUUGCUGUCGGGACAUUAAUUUAUAUUGUGAUUUACUUAAUACAACGCAUUUUAAACUUUUUAAUCUACGAAAGAUUCAUCGAUAAUUGUAUUCAACAAUUUAUUGACGUCUCAUCAAUAGCAAAUAUUUCAGUUUUAAUUUUAAUCGACUCUUAUGGUUAUUAUAUUCAUGGACGAUCAGGUUUUUGAAGCAUGUUUCUUCUUUGAUUUGACAGUUCAUGGGAGAAGUGACAUCGACUCGUUCAGCAUAACUUUACAACUGAAACGGGAAGAACAAAACUUAUGUGGUCAACGUGGUUUGUUGCCUGGCAGUGAUCAUCAAACUUACACAAUCAUUGCACCUAAAAAUCUUCGUUUAUUCUAUGAGAAACUGAUAAGUCCAUUAAACGCCACUGACAUCAUGACACAACAACACGACACGAAUCAAUUCAAUCAGAAUUUUGAUAAAAUGAUUUUCACAUAUCACAAUAUUAAUCGUUUCUUCGCUGCAUUUAUAGAUCAUGGCUUGAAGGAUGUCGAUUAUAUUGUAAAGGAAAAGAAUUUAUUUGAAAAGAUUUUCAAUUGUGAGCUGUAUUCAAACAUCAAUGAUUCCAAAGGUGUUUUCUACUUCGACAAUGGACAUUCUUUUGAUAAAGUUUUAUUUUAUGGAAAUGAGACUACGAUUUUUAGCUUUGAGCUUUUCUUAUUUGCUUUUUUGGUGUUUGUGAGUGGAAAUUAUUUAUUUUCUAUUCUUUCGAUUGGAGUUAUAACAAAAAAAAGUUUUGAAUUUUCAUCUUCUCUUACAGCUCAUGAGUUUGAUCAUUCAUCACGUGACUAA
This is a messenger RNA of Clunio marinus, 1000 nucleotides long. Lineage: Eukaryota; Metazoa; Arthropoda; Insecta; Diptera; Chironomidae. The record is from the annotation of a GenBank genome assembly.